Esox lucius (northern pike) is the source of this 1987-nucleotide messenger RNA. RefSeq names its product homeobox protein Hox-C11a. The coding region runs from base 102 to 1028 and encodes 308 amino acids. The transcript has 2 exons. The record is from RefSeq and is a predicted model, not a curated record. Lineage: Eukaryota; Metazoa; Chordata; Actinopteri; Esociformes; Esocidae. Gene Ontology annotation, molecular function: RNA polymerase II cis-regulatory region sequence-specific DNA binding; DNA-binding transcription factor activity, RNA polymerase II-specific. Gene Ontology annotation, biological process: regulation of transcription by RNA polymerase II; anatomical structure development. Gene Ontology annotation, cellular component: nucleus.
GACUUUAGACGGAUAGCGCGUCAUCUUGCCUUCCCAAAUUUUCUCCUUCUGCAGUUCGAAUCCAAAACAUCUAUCUAUAGUGCAAGAGAAAGGGGAGAACGAUGUUUAACUCGGUUAAUCUGGGCAACUUCUGCUCACAGUCGCGAAAAGACAGGACUUCCGAGUUCGGAGACCGAGCGAGCUGUGCAUCCAACCUUUACCUCCCCAGCUGCACUUAUUACGUCCCCGAAUUUUCUGCAGUCUCUUCGUUCCUGCCACAGGCCCCAUCUCGGCAAAUCACCUACCCAUACUCUUCAAACCUCUCCCAAGUACAACCUGUUCGGGACGUUUCAUACGGUUUGGACCCCUCUAGUAAGUGGCACCAUAGAGGGAAUUAUGCAUCUUGUUACUCAGGGGAGGAACUGGUACAUAGGGACUGCCUUCCGCCAUCUUCCACCAUGACAGAAAUGCUGAUGAAAAACGAAAGUGUCUACAGCCAUCACCACCACCACCCGAGCUCCAACUACUCUUCACCGGGCUUUUACUCGGGUGUAGGGAAAAACAACGUUCUUCCACAGGGCUUUGACCGCUUUUUCGAAAGCACACUCAGUGGGACGGAUAACAGCUUGACAGAGAACUGUGUUCAGAAAGGCGACUCCAGGAAGCUGGAUUCAUCGUCCCAGCCGCGUGCCGCCCUUCACAGCACAGCAAAUCCAGAGAAAGACCCCGAGGAUGAAGAGGAAAACACAAAUUCGGGUUCUUGUCCCUCUUCAUCCGGCACGAAAGACGACAGCGCCAACAAAACCAGUCACUCGAGUACACCACGCACGAGGAAGAAGAGGUGUCCUUACACUAAGUUCCAGAUUCGUGAACUAGAAAGAGAAUUCUUCUUUAAUGUUUAUAUCAACAAGGAGAAACGACUGCAGCUCUCAAGAAUGCUAAACCUCACUGACCGUCAGGUCAAGAUUUGGUUCCAGAACCGCCGAAUGAAAGAAAAGAAAUUAAGUCGAGAUCGUCUGCAGUAUUUUUCUGGCAAUCCUUUAUUGUGAACUCAAACAAUCUCGUUUUGUUGAGAAAAAAACUCUAAAAUUGAAUGUCCGUUGGAGUACAUGGCCAGAGUCAACUUCAGCAUAAUACGAGUGUUAGGUCAUGGAAACGCUGGGAGAAUAAAGAUGAUCGAUUAUUCCUAUUUUUUUUCAUUUUUCCUUGUUUUGUUGAACAAAUGAAAAAAGACAACAUUAAACAUUGACCUCAGAGAAAUUAAGGUAAAAUAUUCCUUUUUCUGUACAGAAUUUAUUUCCAAUUUAAGAUUUGUAUUCAUACCUUUGCCACAUUUGGCCAAAUAUGUGAAAUAUUGUAAUUCCAAGUAGGCUACGACAUUUCUCAGUGUUUUCUUUCUGUUUGAUCACAUAGCCUGUUUCGAUUAACUUGUGAACUGUCUCUGAAGUGAAUUUUUUUUACCUCUGCAUUUGAUCAUUAUUCUCUCUUUGUGAAAUGUUUUGCUACAAAAUGAACCAACUCGAGGAGAGCCGCAAUAGACUUUUCAUAGAUGGGCUGCAGAUCGACCUAGAAAUAUAUUUGCCGCAGCCAAGAACUUGGACAUGAAACAUCGGUCCCACAUUAAUAAUGUUCUUCCAGAUACUACACAAUUAUCUCUGUACUGUAUAUACAUAUUUCACUUUACCAAAUGUUAUAUUUGCAAGAGUUCAGAAAAUAACUUGCAAACAACAGGGCUUACAGGCUCUUUAAAUAUAGUGGGCUUUUUGUUAAUGCUUGCCGUUUACAUGUUAUGCCGUAUGAAAAGAUGACGACGCGUAUUUGCAUCAGGUGAAAUAACGUAGCAUUACUUACAAAUAAACGAAUAGACUAUCUUCUUUGAAAGUUUAAGUUAUUAUUUUUACUCGAAUAGGUGUUAUUAUAGUCUGUGUAGUCAUGGAGAAGACUUGGGCUUUUUAGUUAACAGUAGGGGUAUGCACCUCAGCUUCAUGUAGGUCAUUGCUUCAGUUUA